Molecule: messenger RNA, 1225 nt
Organism: Rubroshorea leprosula
Lineage: Eukaryota; Viridiplantae; Streptophyta; Magnoliopsida; Malvales; Dipterocarpaceae
Source: the annotation of a GenBank genome assembly
AUCAUUUGCAGUUAUAUACUUCCCAUUUCAUUUGAAGGAUAAUUGAACUCAGUAAUGGCCUGCAUAUGGAGGCAUGCAAUAUAUCUAACAUUACACACAAAUAUGGUCAUCAUGAAUUUCUAAAAUUAUAAACCAUUCACUUUUUUGAGUUUGAUACUGCAAUUUUGAGAUGGAACACCCAUCCCAACCCACCACCACUAUGCUCAACAUGUACACUUGGUUUGCAUUUGGAAGCUCCCAUAGCCAGAGUUUGUGGCCUUGACACACCACUCCCUCUUGUUUUUGAACCCUUCUACAUGCCAACUAAGAACAAGCUGAACUUAUUCAAUCCUCAGAUUAAGUUUAGAAUCUUUCAUUUAAAGACAGGCUCUAGAGAGUUCCAUAUCUUUUCCCUUUGCCUGCCUGCAUGCAGAUUUUGGAUACAAUCAAAGCAACCGUGAAUGAAACAGUUUUAUGAAGUUGUACUUGUAAAAACAGCCAUCAAGGAAAUAAUAUAUUAAUAUGAGAACAAAUCAAGGUCAUUCCGUUUUCAUUUUUAAAUGGAAUAAAAAACCAUUAACAUAGAAAACGCAAAUUAAUACAAAAGAAGGCCUCAGAGAUCUUGGUGGAUAAGAAUCAUCAGAUGGAGGUUAGAGAAAACCCCAUCAAGAGUAGCAAAUAUUUGUAUCACAUCACCGGCCCAAAAAAAUAAAAUAAAUAAAAAAUCAAAAAAAUCAAAAAAAUCAAAAAAAUGAAAAGGAAAAUAAAAGGCAUGAUGAGAGUCAGAAGUAGCUGGUUAUAAUCUCAUGUUGUUUGCUAAAACAAUCAAUGGGAAUCCGUCUGAUUUAUUUCAUCAUUCUCCAUCAUGCCCACAUCCAAAAAAAAAAUCAUACCUUUAAAUUUUAUUUUAUUUUUUUUUUAAAAGCUUGAAAUAAUGGAAAAGAAGAAGAAGAAGAAUGACGGGUGUAUCUACCUUGUCACCGAAAAAUCCUAUGAAGAAAGAGGAUAAUCGGAGCUAAAGGGAGAGUAUGCACAGAGGAAUAGUAUGCUGUGCACACAGAAACCCUCGUUUUAGCCUAAUGAUAGAUCCUUUGAUCCACUCCUUUGCUCCCAGAUCAAAGAAUUGCAAUAUUAGGCCUUCCUUCCCUACCCUUUUCCAAAUUCAUCAAAGAUUCAUACCCACCUGCAAAUUUGAAGAUGGCUUCCGUGCAAGGGCUCAAAGGCACGAGCUUUGAUUUGAUAUUUA